AUGCCGAAAGCACCUGCGACGGUCCAGUCCCCUCCGGGAGGGACUGCCGGUUGGACGGCUUCCGGCGGCUUCGAAGCCCCAAGCGCCCGCAGCGGUGCCAGAAACGGCAGCCGGAGCAAGGCAGACGCCGGGAAAGGGGUGAAUGCAGCGACGGGUUCUUUCCGUGCAACGGCUCGCAGAGGCCUGAAGAAGUCUGCUGCGCAUGCAGGCAGCCGGCCACGCGGUGAGGAGGCCACCGGGGCGCUCCCCAAGAGCGACUUGAGUGCCUCGGGCAAGUGGAAGGAUUCGCCCCCGCGCCCCUCGCGGAAAGACAGCUCCGGUAGCUGUGGAAUGUCGACGUCCUGCGGCGCUUCGGAGGACGCCGACUCCUCGUUGUUGUCCCCCUCCGCAUUCCCGCCGCUUGGUGUCGCUGUUCACCCCUCUGGGUUGAACUCGAGUAACGACGCGCAGCUCUGCAGCGGUCUCGCGUUUCCAGAGGCUCCGAGCAGGAAGGCCACGCAGAGACAGUCGUCCCCCGCCCGGACGUGGUCGCCGCCGCCUCCCCCGCCCCCGCUGCGGGCCCCAGGUGUGGAGGAUCAGAGUGGCAAGGGUCUCUCUUCCUACCCUCGCGAGACCGGUCUCUCUUCCUACCCUCGCGAGACCGAAGCUGCGGGUGCCCCGGAGGCCGCAUACGCAGAUGCGAUCCCGGGGGUGCCGCCACUCGCAGGUCUUAGCUCUUGGCAGCGCUGCCGCGAAUCGGCGUUGCCAUCUGGUGUCUUCUCCCGGUCCGCGCCGCCUGCGCCAUCCGUGGAUAACAGCGCGGGCUUGACUGGCGACGCGGCUGCAAUCAAGGCAGAGUCAGUGACUCUGCAGCCCACGAUUUUGGCCGACCGCAGGAGCGCCUUCGUGAAGACCCAGAUGUGCCAGCACGUGACCGCCGGGCGCUGUCGAAUGGGGGAGCAGUGCCGCUACGCCCACUCAGUCGAGGAGCUGCGACCCGCGCCGCAGCUGGACAAAACGAUGAUUUGUGCGAGCGUCAAAGCCGGCAAAGUCUGCCCGAGAGGUGCGGCGUGCACAUUUGCACAUUCUCGCGGCGAGCUGCGUCAGACAAUCGACCAUUACAAGACCAACAUGUGCCGCAACUGGCUUCAGGGUCGUUGCUCGAAGCCAAACACGUGCAAUCAUGCUCAUGGGGAGCAGGAGCUGUCUUUUUACCGCCGUCUCGCAGCCACGAGGGGCUGUCGCAAUUUCAGCAAAGAGCAGCACCACAUGCAUCUGGCGCCGCUGAGCGCUGCAGGAUCGGGAAGCGGCGCGCUUCCAGCGCCGCCGAAUAUGGGCGUCUCUGGAACGGCUAACGCCCAGGGUGAACGCGCGUUUGGCGCUGGAACGGGGCCCGCGGCAGCCCACCACCACGUUGGCAUGCCUCUUCCAGCGGCCGUCGCGGGCCCCGGAGGCUCGCCCGCCCGAGCUGUGUAUGAAGGGAUCGGCGUCUCGCAGUUGAGUGAGAGGACGGCGCGCGUUCCUUUCACGGUGUGCCCCGGGCACUCGUACGACGAUAUCUGCCUGCGCGGCAGAGUGCCGGCGCGUGGCCGCAGCAGCAGCGCCCACGAGCUGGUCCGCGGGGGGCAGAAAGAGGCCUCGAGUGUUUUAGGUGGAGGGAGCCAGAGCGAAGUUUCCGCCUCGUUGGGGCGUAGAGACGGGUGCCCCAGGACGCCUGAGAGCGGCACAGGAAGGCCUGCCGGCGGUCGCCGUCCGCCGCAGAUUCUGUCCAGCGCGCCGUUCGAGCCGUGCGGAGGGGGUCAGGCGCAGACCAGAGCGCUUGCGUCUGGUUGCGCGGCAGACUCGGGCACAAACCUCGAGCACCACCGUGAGCUGGGCACUCUCUUGCAGGACUGGGGAAGGCCGCUGCCUCAUCUGGAGGACAUUCUGCUCGGAGACAAACGCGGGCGACGGGCGAGCGAAGGCGAAAGCGGUUUGCUGCCCCCCACGCUCCAGGAGACUGAGCAGCUAGCCGCUUCGCCCGCUGGCCAAGUUGCAGCGCGCGGCUCUGCGACGACGGAGGGAAGCGGGUUGCAUCUUCCGACGCCUGGCGCCGAUUUGCUCGCCUCCCCUUCCAUGACGCCUGCCUCUCCUGUCGGCUCUCCGUGCGGCAGCAGUGCAAGCUGCCACUCACUCCGAAGUUCCUCGAGCCCCACGACAGCACCGUCGUCGCCACUUGCGGGUCCCCAACAGCGAGAGGAAGGCGCACGUGUGGCGGGGAAACGGACAGACAGGCGCAACGUGAGUGUGAUCGCGAAAAAGGGCGCCUGUCGUGAUGGCGAAGCGUGUUCCAGCAGCGGGCAACGGCACGGCGGAUCGUCGGAUGAGGAAUUGCCGGGUAACGCAGCCUCUGCAUGCACGCGGGCGUCCGCGGAGGGCUGUCAGUUCAGCCGUGGCACUUCGGCAAAGAUGUCGCGGGAUUGCGGCACGAACAGCCGUGGAAGCUUCUACAGUGUCAAUGCUUGCACCGAUGCCUCUCCAUGGGCCGACGCCAGGACGGGCGGCUCGAGUGUCAUGGCCUCCUCAGACUCUCUCGAGGCAGUGGCUGCGGCAGCGGGGCUGUUGGACAAGCGGCAACGCGCUGAAUUGCAGAAGCACGUGGAGCGCCUCCGCUGGCUGCAGCAGCAGAGCACGCAGGCGGGCAAAUUCUUUUUGGAGGGGGCCAAAGGCGUGUGGGCGUACACCGCGAGCGAGGACGGCAACGGGGGGCAGGCUAGCGAUAGGUUGAGGCAUGCGGGCAGCGCACCGUCCAGCUGCGGGGGCCCUUCUGCGAAGUCUCUCGGCGGUGUGAGAGGUGGAUCUGCACAGAUCCAGUCUGCGUCAGCGAUUGAACAGGGAGUCAGCUCCCUGACAGAAUUGGUUGCGUUUCUUCGCAGCGAAGCCAUGCGCAGCGACGAGCCCAAGUCGCCUUCCCAGAGCGCGGCCGGGGCUUUCGCGCCGGCGGAGCGUCGCCUUCGAGACGGCUUGGACAGCGUGUGGGGUGGCAGUGGGUCGUACCUUCAAACGCAACUUGUGCGCGAGGCGCAAAAGUCUGCCUUGGAGCCCUUUCAGUUCUCUUGUGGGAAAUCCAGGUCGCCAGAGGAGAAACGAGAUGAAGACAACGAGUGGGAAGAGCUCAUGAAAAGUCUCCUCGAAGAUGCUGAGGGUCUGACGCUCGCGCCCUGCAGAGAAUCCCCUGGCGCGCAAUCGACUCUGAUCUUUGCUGGCACGCAGUGA
Messenger RNA from Besnoitia besnoiti, 3234 nucleotides. Its product is annotated as zinc finger (CCCH type) motif-containing protein. The coding region runs from base 1 to 3234 and encodes 1077 amino acids. NCBI's taxonomy places the organism in Eukaryota, Apicomplexa, Conoidasida, Eucoccidiorida, Sarcocystidae. The transcript has 2 exons. The record is from RefSeq and is a predicted model, not a curated record. Gene Ontology annotation, molecular function: mRNA binding; metal ion binding.